CCCAGAGUUCCACAUGUUGCUCUCCCAAUGUGAGCAAGCCCUGGUGGCAGCUGCCAGGGUCCAGUACAGCCCCUCCCCCCAGCAUGCUGGGGGCUAAUUCUGAUGUCAUCUUUCUGCAGAAAACCAUUAGCCCAUCCCUCCAGACUGCCACCCUCAAAGCCGUCUGCCCAGGCCCCAUCUGACACUCUUGACAUCUGCAGGUCCCAGACCCUACGAUGUGUCCACUCUGGAGGCUCCUCAUCCUCCUCGGGUUGCUGGCCUUGCCCUUGGCACCACACAAGCAGCCUUGGCCUGGCCUGGCCCAAGCCCACAGAGACAACAAAUCCACCCUGGCAAGAAGUAAGCUAAGCCCCGGGCUCUGCCUGCUGCCCACAGGGCUGGGGAGGUGGGAAGGCGCCAUCUGGGCUCCACUGCUAACCCGCUGGGUGACUUCAGUUAUUGCUCAGGGCCUCAUAAAGCACAACGCAGAAAGCCGAAUUCAGAACAUCCACUUUGGGGACAGACUGAAUACCUCAGCACAAGUGGCCUCAGGGCUGGUGGGCUGGCUAAUCAGCGGCAGGAAACACCAGCAGCAGCAAGAGAGCAGCAUCAACAUCACCAACAUUCAGCUGGACUGUGGUGGGAUCCAGAUGUCAUUCCAUAAGGAGUGGUUCUCGGCAAACAUCUCACUUGAAUUUGACCUUGAAUUGAGACCGUCCUUCGAUAACAACAUCAUAAAGAUGUGUGCACAUAUAAGCAUCAUUGUGGAGUUCUGGCUGGAGAAAGACGAGUUUGCCCGGAGGGAUCUGGUGAUAGGCAAAUGCGAUGCAGAGCCCAGCAGUGUCCUUGUGGCCAUCCUCACUGAGGCUAUCCCACCAAAGAUGAAUCAGUUUCUCUACAACCUCAAAGAGAAUCUGCAAAAAGUUCUCCCACACAUGGUAGAAAGUCAGGUAUGUCCUCUGAUCGGUGAAAUCCUCGGGCAGCUGGAUGUGAAACUGUUGAAAAGCCUCAUAGAACAGGAGGCUGCUCAUGAACCAACCCACCAUGAAAGCAGCCAACCCUCUGCAUGCCAGGCUGGAGAGUCCCCCAGCUGACUACUGCUGAUCAGAAGGAAAGUCCACAUCUUGCGACCUUAAGUCUCCCUUAGAGUGGGGCUUCUGCUACCCUAAAAACUUUACCCCAGGCCCUGUGGACACCCCAUCCUCUCCUACAAUAAACUCUAGCUCUGAA
Molecule: messenger RNA, 1209 nt
Organism: Gorilla gorilla gorilla (western lowland gorilla)
Lineage: Eukaryota; Metazoa; Chordata; Mammalia; Primates; Hominidae
Gene: BPIFA3
Product: BPI fold containing family A member 3
Exons: 7
Coding region: 216-1073 (285 amino acids)
Molecular function (GO): lipid binding
Source: RefSeq, a predicted model, not a curated record